AUGAGCUUCUUGGGCCUUGUUUCUGCUGAUAAGUUAGCAAAGGCAGAAGAAUCGUCUAGAGCCGAGAGCAGGCGAGCGGAGGAGGCAAAGGAACGUGCAGCAGAGGAAAGGAGAGAUGCUCAAAAAGCAAGGGCAGAAGCAACUGCAAGUACAAUAAGAGCUCAGAAUGCUGAAGAACAAGCCAGAAUGCAGAACCAAAGAGCGAAUGAGGAAAGGGGACGUGCAGAACAGGAAAGGAAGGCUGCUGAAAACGCAAUGGAAGAAGCAGCUGCAAAUGCAAGAACAGCUAAACAAGCUAAAGAACAAGCCCAAAGAGAAAAUCAAAGAGCGUAUGAGGAGAGGGAACGUGCAGAACAGGAAAGGAUGAUUGCUGCUAAAGCAAAGGAAGAAGCAGGUGUAAGUGCUGCAAGAGCCAAACAAGCUGAAGAACAAGCCCAAAGAGAAAACCAAAGAGCGAAUGAGGAGAGGGAACGUGCAGAACAGGAAAGGAUGAUUGCUGCUAAAGCAAAGGAAGAAGCAGGUGUAAGUGCUGCAAGAGCCAAACAAGCUGAAGAACAAGCCCAAAGAGAAAACCAAAGAGCGAAUGAGGAGAGGGAACGUGCAGAACAGGAAAGGAUGGUUGCUGCUAAAGCAAAGGAAGAAGCAUCUGCAAUUGCAAGAACAGCUGAACAAGCUAAAGAACAAGCCCAAAAAGAAAACCAAAGAGCGAAUGAGGAGAGGGAACGUGCAAAACAGGAAAGGAUGGUUGCUGCUAAAGCAAAGGAAGAAGCAUCUGCAAGUGCAAGAACAGCUGAACAAGCUAAAGAACAAGCCCAAAAAGAAAAUCAAAGAGCGAAUGAGGAGAGGGAACGUGCAGAACAGGAAAGGAUGGCUGCUGAAAACGCAAAGGAAGAAGCAACUGCAAGUGCAAGAACAGCUGAACAAGCUAAACAACAAGCCCAAAAAGAAAACCAAAGAGCGAAUGAGGAGAGGGAACGUGCAGAACAGGAAAGGAUGGCUGCUGCUAAAGCAAAGAAAGAAGCAGAUGUAAGUGCUGCAAGAGCCAAAGAAGCUGAAGAACAAGCCAAAAUGGAAAUCCAAAAAGCUCUUAUAGCACAUGAAGAUGCAACGGUACAGAGAAAGAGGGCAAAAGAGGCACAAGAACAUGCAGAUAAAAAGACCAGGCAAUUGUCAACUGCAGAAGAACAGUUUGAGAAGAUGAGACUAUAUAAGGAAACUGCUGAGCAAGAAAAGCAACGCCUUGAGAAAGAGAAAGAAGAAAAACAAAGGAAAGAUGAAAGUUUAAUGCAAUUUGCAUGGGGACCAAAGAAGACAGAACGAGGAACAUGGACAUCUCAGGAGGUUGAACGACUCAGCAAGAAAUUUCUUGAACACAUGUAUGACAAGGAAGGGAAGCUGAUUCGUGGAAAGAUCCUGAUGUUUGGCCCUAGCGGUGCCGGAAAGUCCUCAUUCUGCAAUGGCCUGAGAUCAGCACUGAAGGAUUCUGUCGCACCUUCCAACUACUAUGCCGUUGGUAAUAUUGACGAUUCACUUACUAGCAGUUUCCAUUCUACACAAUAUGGGGACCACUGGAUUAUUGACAUGCCAGGAAUAUUUGAAUCCAGUGAUUUCAAAACGGAGAAUAUUGAAGCUAUUGCAUCCGGCAGGGUUCGCUUUGAUGCCCAGAUUACAAAACGUCUUGAUGUGACAGGCAACCUGCAAGAAGCACGAAGGGAUGUGUCAUGUGUUGUGCUGGUUCUCCAUCAUGGCAUCACUGUGGGUGAUGAACUGAAACGUCAGAUAGAUGCUGUCAUACGAUUGGGGGGAGAUGGCGCCCUGUCCUACCACCUGGUGCUGACUCACCUGGAUGAGUGUGACCCUCAGUUCAAGGACCCAGGAAACAUCCACAACCUGUACACUUCCCCUCUAGUACAGGAAGCUGUGAAGAACGUGUCAGAAGAUACUGGCAUUCCACCAUACGCCAUCAGUUACGUGAAGAAUUAUGUGACAGAAACAGACACAGACACCAACACCAAACUGCUUCACCUGAGAGCUCUUGACAGAAUCCUCACCUCUGUGGCUGACCAAGUGGAGAAGAUGAUUGAUUUAAAACUUCAGAAGAACAUGUAUGAGGAUGCCCCUGAUACUGAGGAGACACAAGCUGUAUCUGAAGAUAAUGCUGAGCCGCUACAAAAUGAAUCAGUCAGCUGGGCCAUCCCAGCGUUGAUAUCAUCUGGGAUAGGUUUGGGCGCUGUGAUAUAUAUGUUUACAAAGCGAUUGUAGGCUGUGAUGGGCCCCUCGUAUCGUCAGUAAAUUCAAUUUUAUUCACCAAAGACUCAAAACCAAUCUUGUGUCUCCAAAAAUGAAAUAAAUAAUAAAUAGUACAAAUCAAUGAAGGAUAAUACCAGAGGCAAAAUAAAUCAGCAUAUCCAAAAACUCAAGGCAGUUGUGAAUAAACCAUUCAUCACAAUAAAAACUGACGAUUUGAUUUAGCAAAAGCAUCACUGAACUUAUAGCUAUAUGACGGAAUUCCUAGCCCGUAAAUAGAUUUAAGUGAUGGUAUUAGUAUUUCUUUGCUGUGAUUCUCAGCAUAUUUAUUGGAGCAUGUUUUGGAGCACGAGAAAUAAAUUCAACCCACAGAGUGAAAUCCAAAAAUAGGGACACUACUGAACUGCGACUUGCCUUUGCAUGUGCGUCUGACUGGUGUCACUGGUGGGGGCUCACCUUUUCAUAGUGAUUCGUAAACACUUGCUCAUGAUAUAGUCGGACACGUACUAUCGGCUGUAGCGGAGAUUUCUUAUGAGUGGGAUAACAAUGGUAGGUGUUGACAACAAGGGGAUAAUGCGGUCUCAACACAAUGGACAGAGAACACAUAGGUGGAAGCCAAUAGGGACAUGAAGCCAAUAAACAGGAUAAGUGAUUAUUGUUUGAUGAGUUGAUAGUAGGCGGUUUUCACGUCUACUAAAGGAGUAAAAAAGGAGAAACUUUUCUUGCCAAAUCAACUUUUUAUUACUCAUUUCAUUUUUGUCCACACUGUAAAAGAAUAGAUCUCCAGAGGUUAAACGUGUUUUCAGUACACAACAUCCACAACAAUAAGUUGUGGAUAUCAAGAUUGAUUUAUCAAUAAUGUAUUUCACGAAUUAGCAAUAUUCAUUGGAAAUGACAUCAGCUAAUAUGAUUUUGGAAAACUUGACUCAACUGUGGAAGGUUUCAUUUUUCAAGCUGAUUGUAGAAUGCGUUCUGUCAGCAUUUCUCUGGCCACGUAACUUUGUCGUUUAAGUCGUUUAAGUCUAUCUCUCAAAAAUGAUCAUAAAGUAUAUAUGUGUAGGCAUAAAAUCUGCACCAUUGUGUGACAAUAGGACCACCCCAUAACAAACCAUUAUACAGGAUUUGCUUUCCAUUACCAAUCUGGCAUCCCUAGAAAGUCCAACUGCUGCAAGCUUCUGCGAAGUGAGGAUGAGCAAACUACAACAGUUCUAACAUAUACACGGAAUAUGCCUGAUUAACACUAUUCCAAUCAGCAUUUUUGUUGAAUAUGAAUUUCUAUUCCUAACCCAAUGUAAUUUACAAUACUUAGUGAGUAAGUGAGUGAGUGAGUUAAAAUUGAACGUCGCAUCGGCAUUAUUUCAGCCAUAUAGUGAUGAGACCAAGUUAAUAUAUUCACAAUUGAGUCAUAUAUGCAAAAUUAUGUUUAAAAAACAUAUUUUAGCAUAACAACAUCAUGUUUACGGUUUUAAAACACGGGCUACUGGCCACUAGUAACCAAAGCUAGGCCACCUAGCUGGAGAUGAUGGGGACUUACUGUAACUUGGCUUCCUGCUUGAUACCCCAGCAGGAUUUACGUCAUCACUUUAGCCACUGGUGGUUUUGCAAAGUGCUAGCCAAUAUUAAAAGACACUCAACAAUGAGUUGGCUUAAAAAAACACUGGUUGAUGAUAGUUACAUCGGUUAUGAUAGAAGUACGUGUCACACAGGGGGACAAUAAUUUGACGAUACUUUAACCUCCUGGACAGAGUCUUCAAUAAUAAUCAGUUGAUAAAAGCAUCACACCAAACAUUCAAAAGAGGUAUUUAAUCAUUCAUAUACAUAUAUAAAGUAUAUCUUAAGUAACUUCAGACGAGAUGCCCGCUUACAGGGGAAAAAUAUUUUGUUUAUCUUUGAUAAUGUGAAUCCCUUGCGACUGCAAAGUCCACACAGUCAAGCAAAAUUUGGCAUCUGUUGGUUUGAAAUCCUUGUACAGGAUAAGUAGUGGAGAAAAUGGUUUGUCAAGAGCUGCUUUAGAUGCAGCAUCAGCUUUUGAGUUAUUAUGCCUACAUGACUUUGCAUGACGAUGUCACAUUGGCCAGUGGAAAGAUCAUUAUAUAGUUCUAAAAAAAUAGGGUGAUAUGAUGAAAAUGAUUUCAGGAGGCACUUUUAGUGCCUGAAGAAUCAGAGAAGAUGAUGAAUGUUUUAGAUUGUUUUUGAUGUUUGAAAUGGGUCAAAGCUGUUAAGAUAAGUUGUCGGGAGCCUUCAGGCACUUUGUCCUUAAAUAUAAGAAUGUGAGAUAAAGAAUUUGGCUUCCUCUACUACCUUGAAAGGAGUACCAUCUAAAAUACAUCAUACAUCCUUGUGGGUUUUAUACUUAUGACAAAAGUGAAUACAGUUUAUUUUGGAUUUUGAACAUUUGAAGUCGUUUUCGAAUUUAUUUUUAUUUUUUUAAGACAGAACUGUAGCUGUGUUUAUAUUGUAUGCAUAUGCUUACUACGAAAGAAAUGUUGAAAUCGUCCACAGAAAGUAAACCAUCAACGCUAGUGAUUAAUACUUUAGUGUGACUAUUAAUUUUGAUGCUGAAAAGUGUGGCUCAUAGUUCACAACCUUGAGGGACGCCCUUAUCUUUAUGGAAAUGAUCAGACAGGGUAGAGCCCACUCGUACUUGAACUUGUUUGUUGUUUGAAAAUUGAUAUAUGGACUGAGAUAGUUUGCCCCUCAAAAAUAUCAUGUUUCCACAUUGUUUCAUAUGCCUUUUCCAGAUCGAAAAAGAUUGAUACAGUAUGUUGUUUGC
This is a messenger RNA of Haliotis rufescens (red abalone), 5020 nucleotides long. RefSeq names its product caldesmon-like. The record is from RefSeq and is a predicted model, not a curated record. The transcript is spliced from 8 exons. NCBI's taxonomy places the organism in Eukaryota, Metazoa, Mollusca, Gastropoda, Lepetellida, Haliotidae. The coding region runs from base 1 to 2262 and encodes 753 amino acids.